Chironomus riparius is the source of this 1653-nucleotide messenger RNA. The record is from the annotation of a GenBank genome assembly. Lineage: Eukaryota; Metazoa; Arthropoda; Insecta; Diptera; Chironomidae.
AUGCAACCAGAUGAUGAUGGAGUUAUUUGUCGUGAAAGAAUCAAGCCAAGGAAGCUGUCAAAAUCACAGAAUAUAGUUCAUCGACUCAGAAAUCGCGAACAUUUUGGAUACAAAACAGAUAUUUCGUAUUUAGAGUUUUAUCAAAAUGUUUAUCCUAAUUUAACUGUAGCUAAUAUCGAAAAACCGGCAUGCUAUUUAAGGAAAUUCAGUCCUUGUGGACGGUAUCUGAUUGCAUUCAGUUCCGAUCAAGCUUCGCUGGAAAUAUACGAGUUUCGUGGGUGUUCAGCUGCUGGUGAAUUGAUUAAUGAAUGGACUGACGAAGUGGUGCCCAACAUUAAUAAGGAUAAAGCUUAUGAAAUUAGGAACAAAAUAUUCGAUAAACUCUUUAAACUCAAACAUGUCGUCAAUAUGGAUUCUAGUGAGAAACAGUUGAACAGAGAGUGCAGUUUAUUCUGUAAUGAUGGCAAGCAUGUGAUUGUUGGAGCUGCAAUUUUGAUUUCUGAUGACUUACGGCCUCAUUUCUAUGAACUUUAUACGAACAAUGAAUUUAUAUCUACAACAGCAAAUUGUCCAUUAGAGGAUUACACACUUUACAUCAUUGAUCUUAUUGAAGGACGAAUAACAGAUUCCAUUGAAUUUAAAAUUGACAAGAUAAUUUUAUCGCACAAUCAAGGACUAUAUUUAUACAAUGAUACACUAGCUGUACUCUCAAUACAGCAUCAAACCAUUCACAUUUAUCACAUUCUCGAUGGUACUUUUAUGCAUGUUCGACAAAUUGGAAGAUUCUGCUGUAAUGAGGAACAAUUUUUAUACACAUCGACGUCAUUAAAUACAAAUCGAGCUUUUCGAGAACCGACUAUAAAUAGUCUUAAGCAUAGAAUUUUAGUAUACUUAUAUCAGCAAGCCAAGCUGAAAACUGAGGAUGGUGAUCGAGUAGCUUUAAGGAAAUUUUAUCAAAAUUUUGAUCAAUAUUUAGGAUUAAGAAUGUGGAAGAUUCAGCUACUGGACGAAGAUCAUUUACUUAUAAAGUAUUCAAGUGAAGAAGUUGUAACACUAAAAGUCCAUGAACCCAACAGUCAUACGUCAUUUUUCGUGAUCUACAAUAUAUGGGAAAAGAAGAUUUUAGCAGUUUAUAAUAACGUUAGCGAGGAGCUGUUAUAUUUAUUUGAAAAUUUCUGUGAUUCAUUUCGUAAUGCGAAACUAUCAUCCAUUUCACAAUGGACAUGCUCGCCAAGCAACAACAUUUAUGCAAAUUUAUUGCAUCAGAGAUUCAAGCAGACAAUAAUCUCAGCAAAAGGAGGUGGAACAAUUGAAGCUACAAAGAGAAUUAAUGCACAACUUCCAAUUAGUGCUCAAAGCUAUUCAUCUAGUCCAUAUCUGGAUCUUUCAUUAUUUCGUUAUGACGAUAAGUGGGUAUCAAUAAUGGAACGUCCAAAAGCAGCGAGUGAAUUUCCAAUUCGUUUUUUUGCACGUGAUUCCGAUUUGCUUAGAUUUCGAAUUCAUGCUGUCCAAAAGUCUGGAUUGCCUGGACGAAGACUUGUUGCCUUCUGUUUUCAUCCAUUUCAGCCAUUUGCUAUAAGCGUACAAAGGAUUAAUACCGAUUAUAUUGUCAAUUUCCAUUUAUGGAGCUCGAAUGUCAGAAUAAUGAAAUAA